UGGCAUGUGUGCAGACGCGGGUUAGCUGUUGUCCCUCACUGGCCAGGUGAUUACCCAACGUAAAGAGUUCCAGAGUAAAGAAUGCGGGAUUAGGUGCGAGGCAGUGGGUGGAGCAGAGAAGAGGAAUAACUAAACAGAUUAACAAAUACGGGAGUGUGCAUCAGAGCAAGGUGGAGACAGGAGUGGAGGGAAUACGAAGAGACAGCAAGGGAAACUCCUGAUGGUGACACAUACUAAAGGAUCUUGGAAAAUGGAAAUUCUACAAGUCAGUGUUAGGAUGAACAAACAGUGCUUCCAUUUUUAAACAGGAAUCCCUCGUUUUAUUUGUUUGUUUUUCUAUCAAAUCGGACCUUACAGGACGCCACCAAUUGUUUACCUGGUAGAACUGGCACAGCUUAAACUGUUGCCCUGGACCUGUUGAGGAAAACACACGGCCGGAGGAGCGGCACCAGGAGGAGACGGGCCGCCAACAGGUCAAACAGGAAGCUUGAACAAAGGCUCUGCAGCGUCAUGAGGACUGCCAGACGUGCCAGCAAUGUGGAGGUACCCUCCUUUCUCCGGCAGCUGGUCAAAGAGACGGAGAAGAUAGUAACGUUCUUCUUUAAAGGGGGAUCCAGGGAAAGGGGCUGUGUGGAAGAGGACACUUUAGAUGAGGACACAAUGCAGAGCCCUUACCUGGACCGCCCCAUCUUGGAGAAACACGUUGCAGAGGGGGGGUCUCAUUUGGGGUUGAACUAUGCUGUGGCAAGCAUGCAGGGUUGGAGGGCUCAGAUGGAGGACGCCCACACCUGCAUGCCCCAGCUGAAGGGAGACCUGGAUGACUGGGCGUACUUUGCUGUUUUUGAUGGACAUGCAGGCAUCACAGUGGCCCAGUACUGCUCCAGAAACUUGCUGGAUCAUAUCCUGACAACAGGUGGGAUCAAAGCAAACGAGGACCCAGAACAGGUGAAGGAGGGCAUCCGUGAGGGAUUCCUGGACAUUGAUCGUCAAAUGCACAAAAUGGCUCGCCAGGACAGCUGGGACAGAAGUGGCUCAACCGCAGCAGCUGUCAUGAUUUCUCCACGUUAUAUUUACUUCAUCAACUGCGGAGACUCACGCACCUUCCUCUGCCACAAUGGCCAGGUGGUCUUCUACACAGAGGACCACAAGCCGUUCAACCCUAGGGAAAAGGAGAGAAUCCAGAACGCCGGAGGCUCGGUGACCCUGCAGAGGAUUAAUGGCUCGCUAGCUGUUUCCAGAGCACUGGGGGACUUUGACUUUAAGGAAGUGGACUGGAGGCCACAAACAGAGCAACUGGUGUCGCCAGAGCCGGAAGUGUACGAAUUGGAAAGGACGCCUGAAGAUGAGUUCCUCAUUCUGGCAUGCGACGGCGUGUGGGACGCCAUCGGGAAUGAGGAACUGUGUGCAUUUGUACGCAACCGUCUUCAGGUGUGCGAUGACCUGAGAGAUAUCUGUACCCAAGUCAUUGAUCUCUGCCUCUAUAAGGGCAGCUUGGACAACAUCAGCAUCAUCAUCGUGUGCUUCCCUGGCGCCCCCCAGCUGUCGCAAGAGGCACUGCAGCGAGAGGCGGAGCUGGAGCAGCACAUUGACACGAAAGUGGAAGAAAUCAUCCAGAUGAUGCGGUCCAAAGAUGAAGACCCCGACCUUUUGUAUGUGAUAAAAUUCCUGGCUGCAGAAGAGAUGCCAGGGCUUCCACCAGGGGGAGGCAUCACCAGCAAGCGAGACUGUAUCAUAGCCGCUUACCAGAAACACAUCAUGAAUCUCAGGACUCAGGAACCUAUGGACAUUGGGGGAUCCGAGGAGGACUCAAACUAACAUCAUGACCACGGAGUCAACACCAGCUUCAAGUUUUACAUUUUAGAUGAGCACUAAACUAAGAAGUUGAUUCUUCCUGUGAUAUAGUCUGAGUUUGGCCUCAAACGUUUGUUUCCUGGUCAAUUAAAAAGAAUGUUUGGAUUGGACACUCACUGUGUUGAUUCUUAAGAUAUGGAGACUGUGUUUUUCCGUAUAAAUCUUACAAGCAAAGUACUAACAGUCCAUUAGGGUUUCCUAAUUCACAGGGUAACACUCAACAUUUAGUUACGGUGGCUGUUGAAAUUGUAUGCAUUUCUGUCAAAAUGCCAGGGUUUUGUGAUGUAACUGUGAUCUAGUUUCAGCAUUCAGUCCGCUCUAGAGUUCCCACUGUCGUCAAUUAUAAAGAAUCUGAAUAACUAAAAAUAAAUUUUAGCUGCCCUAGAACAA
Messenger RNA from Girardinichthys multiradiatus, 2241 nucleotides. It is a transcript of the gene ppm1na, whose product is annotated as protein phosphatase, Mg2+/Mn2+ dependent, 1Na (putative). NCBI's taxonomy places the organism in Eukaryota, Metazoa, Chordata, Actinopteri, Cyprinodontiformes, Goodeidae. Gene Ontology annotation, biological process: positive regulation of canonical Wnt signaling pathway; negative regulation of canonical NF-kappaB signal transduction; positive regulation of canonical NF-kappaB signal transduction. The record is from RefSeq and is a predicted model, not a curated record. Bases 511 to 1815 code for a protein of 434 amino acids. The transcript has 6 exons. Gene Ontology annotation, cellular component: nucleus; cytosol. Gene Ontology annotation, molecular function: protein serine/threonine phosphatase activity; magnesium ion binding; manganese ion binding.